Messenger RNA from Xenopus tropicalis (tropical clawed frog), 2878 nucleotides. RefSeq names its product nuclear receptor subfamily 2 group C member 2 (gene nr2c2). The transcript is spliced from 14 exons. The record is from RefSeq and is a predicted model, not a curated record. Gene Ontology annotation, molecular function: DNA binding; DNA-binding transcription factor activity; sequence-specific DNA binding. NCBI's taxonomy places the organism in Eukaryota, Metazoa, Chordata, Amphibia, Anura, Pipidae. Bases 353 to 2143 code for a protein of 596 amino acids. Gene Ontology annotation, biological process: intracellular receptor signaling pathway; regulation of DNA-templated transcription; DNA-templated transcription. Gene Ontology annotation, cellular component: nucleus.
CACUAACGCAGAAGCCUGAAUAUCCCUUAGGUUUUGUUAGUAGAACAGUACUCUGUGAGACUCUAGAACUGUCCUCAUUCUGUAAAUGUUUAUUCGGAAUGUUACUGAUGCCCCCAAUUUUAAAAAUUACUUGCACUUCAAUAAAACAUCUAAAUGCGAUCUGUACAUUGCUGAGGCCUGCCUAAUAUGCCCAGAGCUGUUGCAAUAUUACAUAAGCACAAUUAUUAAGCAUUAAGGAUAGUAUCUUUCUUUCUAUAGAGUUGCCUGUGACGUAGGAUAUACAAACAGAUAUAUCCAUGUCCACUGAUAACUUCAUUCCACCUGAUGGUUUUAGGUUCAGGAAUCUUCAGUGAUGACAAGCUCCUCUCAGCGCAUCCAAAUUAUCUCUGCAGACUCUGCCGUGUCAUCCCCACAGCGCAUCCAGAUUGUAACAGAUCAGCAGACAGGUCAAAAGAUCCAGAUUGUGACAGCUGUAGAUUCUUCAAUAUCUCCCAAACAGCAAUUUAUACUGACCAGUCCCGAUGGAUCUGGAACAGGGAAGGUGAUACUGGCAACUCCUGAAUCCACGAGUACAAAGCAAGUUAUCUUCACUGCUGAAAACAUUGUCCCUGGAAGAAUACAGAUAGUAACAGAUGCAGCUUCUGUUGAGCGACUCCUUGGAAAGGGGGAUGUGCAGCGCCCUCAGAUCAUAGAAUACUGUGUUGUUUGUGGCGACAAGGCAUCUGGUCGCCACUAUGGUGCAGUUAGCUGUGAGGGGUGCAAGGGUUUCUUCAAAAGAAGUGUUAGGAAGAGCUUGACGUACAGUUGCCGGAGCAGUCAAGACUGCGUCAUCAAUAAGCACCACCGCAAUCGAUGUCAGUUCUGUCGGCUUAAAAAAUGCCUGGAAAUGGGCAUGAAAAUGGAAUCUGUUCAGAGUGAGAGAAAACCUUUUGAUAUCCAGAGGGAAAAGGCAUCGAACUGUGCAGCGUCAACAGAAAAAAUCUACAUCAGAAAGGACCUAAGAAGUCCGCUCAUAGCAACUCCAACAUUUGUCUCUGAUAAAGAUGGUGCAAGGCAAACAGGACUUUUGGACCCUGGGGUGCUAGUGAAUAUUCAGCAACCACUUAUAAGAGAAGAUGGCACUGUGAUUUUGUCUUCAGAUGCAAAGCAGACAGAAGCAAGUCAGGGCGGACUUGGAACACUGGCAAAUGUUGUGACAUCACUAGCAAACCUGACAGAGUCUCUGAAUAAUGGGGACACAGCUGAUGUCCAUCCAGAGGACCAAUAUUCAAGUGAAAUAACUCGAGCAUUUGAUACCUUAGCAAAAGCACUUAAUACAACAGAGGGCUCUCCUGUACAUAACCUGGCAGAUGGAAUAGAUGCUUCCACUGGAGGGAACAUUCACAUAAUUAGCCGGGAUCAGGCAACUCCUAUACUGGAAGUUGAAGGACCCCUUCUUUCAGACACACAUGUGACAUUUAAGCUUACAAUGCCAAGUCCAAUGCCAGAGUAUCUGAAUGUGCACUAUAUCUGUGAGUCGGCAUCCCGCUUGCUUUUCCUCUCCAUGCAUUGGGCCAGAUCCAUUCCUGCUUUCCAAGCUCUGGGGCAGGAUUGUAACACAAACCUUGUGCGUGCCUGUUGGAAUGAGCUUUUUACCCUGGGUCUUGCACAGUGUUCUCAAGUGAUGAGUCUUUCCACUAUCCUUGCAGCCAUUGUCAACCAUCUACAAAACAGCAUACAAGAAGACAAGCUUUCUGGAGACAGAAUAAAGCAAGUCAUGGAGCAUAUCUGGAAGCUCCAGGAGUUCUGUAACAGUAUGACCAAGUUGGGUAUUGAUGGAUAUGAAUAUGCCUACCUUAAAGCAGUAGUCCUUUUCAGCCCAGAUCACCCGGGUCUUUCCAGCACGGCACAAAUAGAGAAAUUCCAGGAAAAAGCCCAGAUGGAGCUGCAGGACUAUGUUCAGAAAACCUAUCCUGAUGAUACAUAUAGGCUAGCCCGGAUUUUAGUUCGACUUCCAGCUCUCAGACUCAUGAGCUCCAACAUCACUGAAGAACUUUUUUUUACUGGCCUUAUCGGCAACGUUCCUAUUGACAGUAUCAUCCCUUACAUCCUCAAGAUGGAGACAGCGGAGUAUAAUGGGCAGAUCACGGGGGCCGGUGUAUAGCCAGAUAUGGGGCUCACAUUAAUCAAGAACUCUUCAGUGCACCACUCUUUGGUGUGAGGAAGCGCAGUAGCAUUUGGGGAACAGGUGCAUAGGCCCCAUUCAGGUGUAUAUGCUGACCCAUUUUAUACCCCUUUCAUUGAAGGUUUCCCCCAGACUUGCCUCACCCUCCUGGAAAGCAUCUUAAUGCUGACGGCCAUAACAAUAUUACCAGGUAGGAGUGGUUCAACUUUUCUGUUACAUUUUAUAAUGACCCUGCAGGCUACUCAACAUACUAACAAUCUUUUUCUAGCUUAUUAUACCAAUAAUAGGUGUCAAAAGAACAAAGCCAAUAGAGGUGUUGCUAUACACUUGGGUUGGAAACCAUAAGGCUGUUAGAGACAUUACCAGCCACGAGCCAGUCAGACUAGUUCUGAAUCAGCCAGCGGAACACAGGAACACACAUUGACUGGCUGGCAUUGGGUUAUAUGAUUUUUAUUUAAUGUACCAAUGGACUGUGGUGCUUAUGGCGUUCCCCUAUGGCUACUACUUAAUAAGUAUAGAAAAAACUUUCAACAGCUAAAAAGUGACAACUUCUCUCCCCCGAAACAUUUCAUUCAGCUUCCAGUCUUCUGGUAAUACUGCGGUUCUGUGUGUUAUUAGUUAUGAAGUUUUAUUCCAUUCCUUGUUAUUUCUAAUGUGGUUUUGCAUCUUUUUACUGAAAAUAUUCCAUUCAUUAUACCGGCAUUAGCAUUCUCA